Messenger RNA from Leishmania braziliensis MHOM/BR/75/M2904, 1209 nucleotides. RefSeq lists its product as hypothetical. The record is from RefSeq and is a predicted model, not a curated record. The transcript has a single exon. Gene Ontology annotation, molecular function: ubiquitin protein ligase activity; zinc ion binding. Lineage: Eukaryota; Euglenozoa; Kinetoplastea; Trypanosomatida; Trypanosomatidae. The coding region runs from base 1 to 1209 and encodes 402 amino acids.
AUGCCGAAGCGAGGCAGAGGGAACUCAGCCGACGCGUCAUACGCCGCUGCGCACAGCGUUGCGGAGAUAAGCGACGCAGAUAGCUCAUCAACGCAGCCGAUUAGCGUGGAGGAGAUGAUGGAGUCUCAUCAAGAUCUUGUGCUAGAGCAGCAACUGGACGCACUGGAGGUAGACGAGGACUUUCGGGAAUCCCUCCGAGCCAUGACGCCCAAUACGCGCAGAGACGUCCUGAAUGACAUCAUCCGCCACCAGCAACACACCGAGAUUGAAGAGAGCAUGAUGCAAGGUUUCACUGUAGGCGACUUUGGCACCGCAAGGUCGCUCUUCACGUUUGGUGCGGGUAUACCUCCUGGUCUCCAUCAGGUAGACAUGAUGGACGGCCCUCGGGCGGAUAAUGACGCUGACGACUACGUUGACAUGAUCGGCGAUGCUGAGGAGGUGGAGGCAGAGGGCGAAAUGCGCGGUUCCCAUAGACAUGCGGUGGUAGAGGGAAACGAGGAGGCAGAGACGGGGUUCUCAGUUGAGAUGCCGCCAUUCUUACUCCGCGGCAUGCCACUGGUCCCUGGUCGCAACACCGGGGUGCCGCCCGCACAGCACCACCUCGGGGGUCAGUCGCCGCAGCAGGCAGGGGCGCCGGCGACCGUUCUCGAUAUUCUUCGGCUCAUUGCCGGGCACCACACACCACAGGCUCGCACUCGCAGCGGCGGUAGUGGCCUCCAGCAGCCGGUCCGCGGCUCGGGCCAGCGCACUGCCCUCGAGGAGGGUAUGCUGAACCUCCACAACCUAAUUGGUGUGCUGCAGCAGGCAAACGUGAUGCAGUCGAUGGGGCUGGACCACGACAUCGACGAUAUGACCUACGAGGAGCUGCUGGAGCUCGAGGAACGCAUAGGUAACGUCAGCAAAGGCGUACCACCGGCGUUGCUGGACAGCUGCAUGAAGCCGCUUCGAGGCUCGUCGAUCGAGGCUGGCACGUGCGCCAUCUGCCAAGAGGAGCUCAGCGGGACCUUUUCCACAGCCACGGCCGACGCAGCACCCACUGCUACCUCGCCCAGCAACACGGACAAGGCGUGUGUCAAGUUGCUCAACUGUUCUCAUGCGUUUCACAAGGUGUGCAUCAACCAGUGGCUGACCCAGAGCAAAACGUGUCCUAUCUGCAAAGUAGAGGUGCUGCCGAAGCCCGCGUCGUCGUCACCCUCGGCUUCCUCAUAG